Macrobrachium nipponense is the source of this 462-nucleotide messenger RNA. RefSeq names its product major centromere autoantigen B-like. The transcript is spliced from 2 exons. The record is from RefSeq and is a predicted model, not a curated record. Bases 1 to 462 code for a protein of 153 amino acids. Lineage: Eukaryota; Metazoa; Arthropoda; Malacostraca; Decapoda; Palaemonidae.
AUGUCGAACACAAGUCGGCAACAUGUCACCAACAUUUCACAAAACAUGUCGAACACAAGUCGGCAACAUGUCAUAACACAUCACAAAACAUGUCGAACACAAGUCAGCAACAUGUCACCAACACACCAACAGUUGACAUACAUUGCAACAUGUCGAACACAGUCAGGCAACAUGUCCCAACACUUAAAACAUGUUGACAUAACAUGCACAUGUUUCAUCAACACAUCACAAAACAUGUCAAACACAAAUGAAGAAGAAGAAGAAGAAGAAGAAGAAGAAGAAGAAGAAGAAGAAGAAGAAGAAGAAGAAAGAAAAGGAGAAGAGAAGAAGGAAAGAGAAAAGAGAAGAAGGAGGACAAGAAGAAAAUCACUCAUUAAUCUCACGAAUCGAAAGGAGAGGGAGAUAAAGCGGGUACGAUAUGCAAGAGGUAAAUCUCGCUCCGCAGGUGUGAAAAUGUUCUAA